GCGAGAAGCGUAUUCCAAACCCCAAGCACGAAUCCGAAUCCGAUGGCCGCGCUACAAACGCCAUCCCCAUUCGCCGGCCCCGCCAGCCGCUUCGCCCCUCGUCGCCUCCGCUACCUGCUCCUCCCAGCCCCAGCCACCACCAUGUCCUCCGUCGCUUCCUCCCAGAACCCCGACCCAGACCGCGCCGCCGCCGGGGAGCAGCUCCCGCACUCGACCCUCGAGAUCGCCGGCGCGCGGAGCGGCCUCCUCGCCGGCUUCGACAGCCUCCGCCGCCCCUACCGCGCCUACCCCGUGCUCGCGUCCAACCGCCACGUCGAGACCAUCUUCGCCGCCUUCACGCGCUCGCUCCCCGCCGUCACCUUCCGCCGCGAGUGCCUCCGCGCCCCCGACGACGGCGCCGUCGCCCUCGACUGGGUCUCCGCCGACGACCGCGCGCUGCCGCCCGACGCGCCGCUGCUCAUUCUGCUGCCUGGUCUCACAGGAGGAAGUCAGGAUACAUAUGUAAGGCAUAUGCUUUUGAGAGCUAGAAGCAAAGGAUGGCGUGUUGUGGUAUUCAAUAGCCGUGGAUGUGCAAGCAGUCCUGUGACUACAGCUAAGUUCUAUUCUGCUUCAUUUACUGGAGAUCUGCGUCAAGUAGUCGAUCAUGUUUUGGCCCGUUACCCUGAGUGUAAUAUCUAUGCUGCUGGCUGGUCACUCGGAGCAAAUAUUCUUGUGCGCUACCUUGGUGAGGAGACUGAUAAGUGUUCUCUUUCUGGAGCAGUAUCCAUGUGCAAUCCGUUUGAUUUGGUAAUUGCAGAUGAAGAUUUCCACAAAGGAUUCAACAACAUCUAUGAUAGAGCACUUGCUAACUCUCUGAGGGCCAUAUUUAAGAAGCAUGCGCUGCUUUUUGAAGGACUGGAUGGUGAAUACAACAUACCAAAGGCAGCCAAUGCAAAAACUGUUAGAGAUUUUGAUGAAGGGCUAACCCGAGUUUCAUUUGGCUUCAAGUCAGUGGAUGAUUAUUACUCGAACUCAAGCAGUUCAGACUCCAUCAAGAAUGUUUCCAUACCUUUAUUAUGCAUACAGGCAGCUAAUGAUCCAAUUGCACCAUCUAGGGGAAUUCCUAGAGAAGAUAUCAAGGCAAAUCCGAACUGCCUACUGAUAGUCACGCCACAGGGUGGUCAUCUUGGAUGGGUAGCAGGUGAUGAAGCUCCGUUUGGAUGUCCUUGGACUGAUCCGAUAGUAAUGGAGUUUCUAGAACAUGUUCAGAACGAAAAGAGCUCAACUGCCAAGAAUAGCAACCAAUAUGAGCAGCAGAGUGUUCCACAGACAUCAGUACCCCAGGUGUCCGUGCAUGUACAGAGAUAGUGACGAUCGCCAUUUUCGGAAUGUUUCAACUCGUUGUGUACGCAUAGUUAGGUCUUCAGAUUCUGUUCUGCAGCCAAAAUGUGAUACAUUGCUCCACAAGACAAAGACUCUACCAUCCAUUGAUUGCUGGCUCCCAAUUUACUGAAAUUUUGACCUGGAGCAUUUAUUUGCCAUUUGAAAGGCAUGCUGUAUCAAACUGUACCAUGUUGUAUAUAGUAUUUCAACCACAUUCAUC
Molecule: messenger RNA, 1582 nt
Organism: Lolium perenne
Lineage: Eukaryota; Viridiplantae; Streptophyta; Magnoliopsida; Poales; Poaceae
Product: embryogenesis-associated protein EMB8
Biological process (GO): lipid metabolic process
Molecular function (GO): monoacylglycerol lipase activity; short-chain carboxylesterase activity
Source: RefSeq, a predicted model, not a curated record